Babjeviella inositovora NRRL Y-12698 is the source of this 396-nucleotide messenger RNA. Its product is annotated as E3 ubiquitin-protein ligase. The transcript has a single exon. Gene Ontology annotation, cellular component: Prp19 complex; U2-type catalytic step 1 spliceosome; cytoplasm. Gene Ontology annotation, biological process: DNA repair; mRNA splicing, via spliceosome; protein ubiquitination. The record is from RefSeq and is a predicted model, not a curated record. The annotation marks the transcript as partial. Lineage: Eukaryota; Fungi; Ascomycota; Pichiomycetes; Serinales. Gene Ontology annotation, molecular function: ubiquitin protein ligase activity.
ACAGUUUCGGGUAACGUGGCUAGAGAGCCGGUGUUCUCGCCAAAGAGCGGCCGGAUCUUCGAAAGAUCCACCGUCGUUUCGUACAUUCAGAAGUUCCACAAAGAUCCGGUCACCAACGACGAAUUGGCCGAGGAAGAUUUGCUCCCAGUGGCGGCGGCCACAGCCCCAGCUAUUUUACCCACCACAACCUCCAUCCCGUCGCUUCUAUCGGCCAUGCAGACCGAAUGGGACUCUGUCGCGUUGGAGAUCUUUCUGUUGAAGAAGCAGGUCCAGAAGGCGCGCGAGGAGUUGUCUGUCGCUUUGUACCACCAUGAUGCCGCGGUGCGCGUGGCAUCGAAGGCUCUCCAGGAGAGAGACGAGUACAAGAAGGCCUUACAGGAGUUGUCUGCCUCCGUC